AUUCCAUUCCCAGUUCUGUCUCUUUAGUCAUAUCUUAGGUUUCGUCGUACGCGGUGGUGAAUUACCCACUCUAUCUAUCGGCUCCUCAGCAACACGUCUGUCUGUUUGCUCGAUCGAAUAUAGAAACAUAAAUAAAAAGAAAAUAGAAAAAAAAGUAAAAGAUACAUCAUCAUCAUCUUUACUCGAAGAACAUUCUAAUGAAUGAAGAAACAAGUUACCAUAGCAAUUGCUAAUUAGCUACCUGUGUACAUUUUCUUUUUAAACUUUAAACUUUUGAAGAUCCACCGAUCGUAGCGAUCGAUGAUGCUUGAAAUCUGAGUUUAGUGUAAAAAUCGCAGAAAUCUCUUUUAUUGAAUAAAAUCAAUGCCCCUCGGAAUAUGUGUAUACCUACCUGAUACCUGCGGUUUUCAAGAAUCUGUAAUUAAAUUUCUGGAAUAAGAUUAAAUAAGCUUGAAGUUGUAGUGUGUAUUGCAAAUAAUUCCCACGGAAUACCUACCUUCUCUGUGAGGGGAUAUGUUCUUAGAAGUUUUAUAUAUUUUAAAGUGCUUCGAGAAUUAUUUAUCUAUGGGAAAUAACAAUUCAUUCCAGAAAGAAGCUUAAAAAUUAUGGAUCACUUGCACGAUGUAAUGCUGUGAAAUAUAUCGAAAACAUGCAACAUGAAUAUAGCCGUCUUAGCAAAAAAUCUACGCCGUUCUUCAAUAAGAAUAAUGACCUUACAAUUAAUUAUAAUAAGAGAAAGAAGCAAAUUCCGAAAAGCAAAUAAAUAAACUAACAAAUGUUGAAACAUAUGCCUCCAAUACAACCACCGGGACAACCUCGUCCACAUGCCAGAGGCCUUCAUCCGAGGCCUCAGCAGCCGUUAAACAUAUCGACUUUAUCUACAUCAUCUAUACCACCGAAAAAUAUUGCAAAUGGAGGUCCAAGAUUGACAAAUUUACUUAAUAUAGCCCCAACUACUCCAACAAGUAUUAGCAAUAAUCUUAAUUUACUUGCAACCAACGCCAACGGUUGUAAUAAUCCCUACAGUAAUUGCAAUAACUUUACUUUGGGUUAUCAUCCAAAACAAGGUCCAGGUGUACGUGAAGCCCUUACUAGUUUAGGUCUUCUUUGUCUAGUUUCGUUAUUAUUGGCACUAUUGUCACUUAUCUUCUUAUUGAAAAUUUCACCCGGGGGAAGGGAGAUCCCGCCACAACCUCCAGGCCCAGCGACUUCUGAGGAUUACAUUAUUGUUUACGAUGUUACUUUGGCUCUAUGUGCAUUGUCAUUAUCGCUUAAUUUGUGCUGCUUACUUGUAUGUGCCAUUCAAUUCCUUUUUGCAGUUAAGUUAAUAAGAGGCUCUACUGCAAAUGGAAGAUUUUGUUACAGGAGUAACAAAUAUUUGCAAAAAUCAAGUGUUAGCAGAGUAUGUGCUGUUGGAGGAUUUUUCAUAUCCAUACCAAUAUUUCUAACCGGAAUAAUUCUCUACACCUUCACUCAAUUCCACUCAACACCAGCUAUAAUUACAAGCAUCCUAAUCGGAAUCGGUAUUGUAUUCUGUGGCGGAGCAAUGGUUCAUAAUGUCUUCAUUUGGCAAAAAGAGAAAACGAUAUGUGUCCGGAAUCAUUCUAUGAACAUGUCAGCGCUAAGCGCUAUCACACCUCCAGUGCAAUUUUUAAAUCAUUCCAAUUCUAAUCAUUUGAAUCUCAAUUCGACAAGCCAUUCCAAUGCACCAAUCCACCCCACAUCUGUAACCCCAUUAUCACCAAAUCAUUCACAUGGCAGUUUCAAUCAUUCCUGUGCUGCAGGAUUUUCCAUGCGUCCAUCAACGGCCACUCCACCAACUCCAAAAGUUCUCUCGAACGGAUGUGUUCCUGUAGGUGGCCGCGAAGCUAGUGGUUCGGUUAGUCCUGGCUUACCACAGACUUUAGAUAUGAGUAACGUAACCAGUACAUCACAACACGAACUAUCAACUUUAGUGUAAACAUAUUUUUAACUAUACUUACUACAUAAUUGUAUAACUCGUUUUAAUUAUUAAUUUAUCUUGCCUUAGAUUGUGGAGUAAAUCUAUUUUUAUGUUUCUCAAAUUCUUAUACUAUGUACCUGAUGUGUUGUCAAUAUAGUUUUAUGCAUAAGGGUAUUCUUCAAAAGUUAAAUACAAAAAGUUUGUAUUGAAAAUUAAACUUGCCUUAAGCUAGGUAAUUCUCUUAAUAUAAGUUCUGUACAUACAUAUACAUAAAUAGUUAAGUCCAAUAAGUAUAUUUUUUGUAGUCUAAGAUAUUUAGGUUAUAUUAGGUAUUAAAUAUGUAAGCUUUAACUAUUAAAUUAAAAAUGUUUGUAGACUACGAUAAAUACGAUUAUACAACGACUUAGUACGUCUGCUAUAUGUUUUGUAAAAUAUCGUUUGAUAGAAAUAAAUUCAAAUGUC
Molecule: messenger RNA, 2404 nt
Organism: Eupeodes corollae
Lineage: Eukaryota; Metazoa; Arthropoda; Insecta; Diptera; Syrphidae
Exons: 5
Coding region: 776-1960 (394 amino acids)
Source: RefSeq, a predicted model, not a curated record